Messenger RNA from Vespula pensylvanica (western yellowjacket), 2205 nucleotides. Its product is annotated as probable WRKY transcription factor protein 1. Lineage: Eukaryota; Metazoa; Arthropoda; Insecta; Hymenoptera; Vespidae. The record is from RefSeq and is a predicted model, not a curated record. Bases 223 to 2070 code for a protein of 615 amino acids. The transcript has 2 exons.
CCAGUUUAUAUCCAAUCUAAAUCACCGUCCCCCUUGAAAUCCCGACAUCGACGAAAGAAAUCCAUCCAUUUACCGAAGAGUCCCUUAGAAAAAACCCCUGUAGAUAAUAUCCCUAAAAUUAUCAAGAAAUGCGUAUCGAAAGAAUUAAAACCAUCGAGAGCAUGUCACUUUUUGCACAAUACGGAAAAGAUUUUUACGGGAUCUGAUGACGCGAAUAUUAAUAUGGAAUUAUAUGUAUCCGAUUAUAAUGAUGAAAUAUCUGACGUAAAAACGAAUAGGUCGGAGGAUAAACUAACGCCAAUGAAACAAAAUAUCAUAAUUGUUGAAAGAUGUAUUCCCGAGUAUACUAAUCGCGCCCGUUUUUUCAAUCCUAAUUUGAAAUCAUUUUACGAGGACGAUAAGCAGGAUUAUUUGCAUUCUAAUAUAUUUUUUAACGAUGAUAUCUAUAAGCAAAAAGAUGCUAAGAUAAAUGUGAAAGAAAAUAUUGGACGAAGUUUUAAAGAAGGAUUCACAACAACGGACGAGGAAUUUAAACAGAUGCAUAACGAAGAUAUAUCGGCUCAAACAUCGUUUUUAUCUAUCGGAGAACCUACGAAUCAUAUCGAAAGAAAACGACAAAAUAUAUCAGAUUUUCCAACAAGAAAACCAUCUUAUAGCAUAUUAAAACCUAAAAUUAAAUCUGAAAGUUUGAAGUCUGAAAUAGAUCAAAUUAAUUACAUGGACAAGCAAAAAUUAAUUAAUCGUAAAACGAAAUAUUUGGAAAGCGAUGUUAACGACGUUAAUGUUAUAAAAGAAAAUCAAUUUGAAAACAUCACGUCGGAUAUUAAUUUUUCUUCUCGGCCAGGUAUAUCAUCAAGUAUUAGAAAACAAAAUUCUAAAAAGUUUCAAUAUAACGUUACUUUCUCUGACGAGGUAAAACCUAAUAAAAUAAAAAAACCAUUGUUCGAUGAUCGUACAUAUAAUUCCAUCAUUUAUGAAGAUAUUCGUGAGAAUAAUAUAAAUGUUUAUGAUAAAUCUAAUCAAGCAAUAUUUAAAGAAACCAAUAUAAAUUUGAGACCCGAUAAAGAAAUCACGAGUUCCUCUACGGUGCAACGAGAUAAAGUCCAAUUCGUAGAAAGUCAAAUUUCAAAUAAUUUUAACCAUUCUAUUCCUAAUAAUAAAACGAGAUCGAUAAAAUCACCGAAGGAAGAUAUUAAAGCUACAAUUUUAAUGCCCGAUAUAAAACAGAAGUCUAAAAUAAAUUUACAUAAAAAAUUAAAUAAUACACGAACGAUCAAAAGACCAAUAGAGAAACCAAAAGGAAUUCGUAAGAACGGUCAGAAAAAUUUACAAAACGAUAAUAAUUUAAAAAAGAUAGUAUCGAAUAUGUUCAAAAAUAAAUGUAAUAUAAUAACGCCUAAUAAUAAUAGUAACAACAACAAUAACAACAACAACAACAACAAUAAUAAUAAUGAUAAUGACGUUGAUGAUGAGAUUGUUAAUAACGAAAAAAUGAUAAAACCUGGCACAUCAAUGGGACGUAAAUCUUAUACGUUUAUUUCCUCCAAAAAAAAUAAAAAAGAACAGUUGAUAGAAAAAAUAGGUUCGAAUAAUAAAAAUUCAUGUGAAAAUUCGAAACGUAUCGUAGAUUCAUUGAACAAUGCAAAAAAAACGGAGAAUAAAUUUGCUAAUCGUUCUUUAAACAAAUCGAACGAUCUCGCUCGUGCGAAAAUAGAAGUAUCGUCGUCAAAACAACUCAAAUCACGUCUUGCUCAUUCACGAAAAAAAUUUUCUAUCGUCACGGACGUUUGGUCUAAUGUAGACUCUGUUUCUUUAAAAAAUAAUGUAUAUGACUCAAGUACGAAUAAUUUUUUAACGAAACCCAAUGUUAAUGAAAAGAUAUAUAAAAAAGUGCAAAUAAAAAAGGACGUCAAAAGGGAUGAAAAUAUUGUCGAUCAAGAAAAAAAAUAUACGAAACCACGACAAAAAUCACCGCACGCGAUCGUAUGGUCUCAAAGUGAUUCUCAACCUUUCAUUCCAUUGUCGCAAGAGACAUUGAAACAAUUAGGAAGAAUGUAUAGAAUCGGAUAACCCAAGAGGCUGUAUCGUUAUGGAAACGGACUAUUUUCUACCGAAUGAUACUGAUUUCUCAACAGAAUGCGAAUUUAUUUCUUCGAAUAAUCCAAAUCCAUGUUUAGCUAGUGGUGACGAUGAUAAAACUUUGUA